Molecule: messenger RNA, 1896 nt
Organism: Lucilia cuprina (Australian sheep blowfly)
Lineage: Eukaryota; Metazoa; Arthropoda; Insecta; Diptera; Calliphoridae
Product: sodium-coupled monocarboxylate transporter 2-like
Exons: 10
Coding region: 61-1896 (611 amino acids)
Biological process (GO): transmembrane transport; sodium ion transport
Cellular component (GO): membrane
Molecular function (GO): symporter activity
Source: RefSeq, a predicted model, not a curated record
AGUGCUUAUUUUAUGUAUUAAACUUGUGAAACGGAUUUUUUUUAUUUAACAAAAAGAAAAAUGGCUACUACCAUCUUAAGUACCGUGGCUACGGUACAGGAAAAUUUACCUAAAAGUUUUACUUUUAGUACCAUCGAUUAUAUUGUAUUCGUUUUAAUGCUGUCUAUAUCGGCUGGUAUUGGCGUGUAUUUUGGUUUCUUUUCGAAAGCGAAAAAUACUACAGAUGAAUAUUUAAUGGGCAGUAAGAAAAUGAAAACCAUACCCAUUGCAAUAUCCUUAAUAGCAAGUCAACUUUCCUGUACUGCUAUUAUGUCGGUACCUGCGGAAAAUUAUGCUUUUGGAUUUACUUAUGUUUUUACGGUGGUUUCUAUAAUUUUCGUAAUUCCUAUUUUAAAUUAUGUUAUUGUUCCUGUAUUUUACAACAAUAACAUAUCAAAUUGUUAUGAGUAUUUAGAAAUGCGCUUCAAUAAAAGGACCCGCCAAUUAGCUACAGCAUCGUUUGUCCUUAAUGCUUGUCUCAUGUUACCGGUCUAUAUAUUUGUUCCAUCUUUGGCAUUUUCUCAAGUUACGGGCAUAAAUAUACAUUUAAUAAAUACCGCCAUAUGCUCCAUUUGUAUAUUCUAUACCAUGUUGGGUGGUAUUAAAGCUGUCGUUUGGACUGAUGUAGUGCAAGCGGGCAUUAUGAUAUCUUCGGUUGUUUUGGUGGGCGUUUUAGGUACUCUUAAAGUGGGUGGAUUAAACAAGGUUCUGGAAUAUGCUGGUGAAGGAGGACGUCUUGAUUUUAAUUUCUCUAUGGAUCCACGUGUACGUUCGUCAUUUUGGAAUCUAUUUAGUGGUGGACUAUUACUAUGGGUGGGCCAUAUUGGCUUAAAUCAAAGUUGUGUACAACGUAUUGUCUCCAUGCCAUCAUUGGAUCAUGCUAGGAAAGCUUUAACUAUAGUUGGCGUCGGUAUCUUAUUGAUGAUGGGUUUUAAUGCUUUUAUCGGAAUUGUUAUGUUUGCACGUUACUUUGGUUGUGAUCCCAUAUUGGGAGGAAUUGUUGAAAAAGCUGACAAAAUGAUGCCUUUCUUUGUACAAGACGUUAUGGGUCAUUUGUCGGGUAUGCCGGGCCUAUUUAUUUCAUGUGUUUUCAGUGCCGCCUUAAGUACCAUGUCGGCCAUGUUGAACUCAGUUGCAGGUGUGGUCUAUUUCGAUUAUAUUAAACCCUUUAUACGACAUACAGAUGCUCGAGCAAAUAGUAUAAUUAAAAUAUGUGUUGUGGCCAUGGGUUGUUAUUGUAUAUUGGGCGGUUUUAUAGUUCAAAGAUUUACCUCAAUUUUACAAACUAUUAUUACAAUAACGGGCAUUAGUACUGGAGCCGUAGUGGGGGUAUUUUUAUUGGGCAUGUUUGUGCCGAGAGUUAAUAGUAAGGUGGCUUUUCUUUCGAUAGCUUUCAGUGUUGGUGCCAUGUUAUGGAUAAUUAUUAAUGCUCAAAUGCGUUUUAAGUCGGGCCUAAUAAAAUACGAACCCCUGCCCACAUCUUUGCAUCGAUGUGAGUCCCUAAAUUUUCCUCAAAUGCUAAAAAAUAUCACCAGCACCCCUAUAUCUUUAACUAACACUGAAAAACCUCUUGUUACCGGUACUUUAUCCAGUAAUCGUGAAUUUUCUAUUUACGAAAUUUCCUUUUAUUGGUAUAAACUUUUGGGAGCCAUUUUUGUUUGGCUGUCAGCCAUACCUAUGAGCUUUAUUUGGAAGCGAGAUAAAGAUGAGAAAAUGAACCCGAAAUUGUAUUCACCAUUUGUUAAGAGAUUCCUGAGACAACCUGUUAUCGAAACUGAAGAAAUGGUAUAUUUGAGGACCCCACAACCUUUGGAGGAAAAUGCUACGAUUAUAAUAACUGAAAAAGGAAAAUCAUAA